Messenger RNA from Panicum hallii, 2194 nucleotides. RefSeq lists its product as uncharacterized. The coding region runs from base 115 to 1764 and encodes 549 amino acids. Lineage: Eukaryota; Viridiplantae; Streptophyta; Magnoliopsida; Poales; Poaceae. The record is from RefSeq and is a predicted model, not a curated record. The transcript is spliced from 10 exons.
AAAAAAAACACUCUGGCGGCGGGCAGGACAGGACCGAACAGAACUGAGAAGUAACGUCGCCGCCACAUCCCCCACAACCCGCACCUGAGCCGUGCGGUCUGCGCCGGCGGGGAAAUGGCGGAGCCGGACUGGAUCCUGGCGAGGGAGCGGAGGCAGAUGGAGCAGAUCCUGGAGCUGGACAUGGAGGAGCUCCAGGUCGAGGAGGUCGACGACGACGGCUCAUCCUCCUCCUCCGUCGACACCUUCCUCAGAAAUACUCGUAGAGAUGGAGGGAUUAGCACUUCUGAGGAGCUUACAGUUGACACAUCUAUGGUUUCCUUGCAAGUUCACACCUAUCUUGAAGCGAAGGUUGAUGGUACCCGAGGCAAAUUUGCUUUCUUGGAUUACGACAAAGUCCUCAAUUUGCCGAUGCUUUAUCUUCAAGGUGUUGUUUUGUUCCCUGAAGCUUCCCUACCUCUUCGAGUAAUUCAGCCUAGAUUAGCAGAAGCUAUUGACAAGGCUGUUAAUCAUGUUGAUGCUCCAUGCAUGAUAGGUGUGGUUCAUGCUUAUCGACGCGCAAAUGAUGGACAUCAUACUAUUGCUUCUGUUGGAACAACAGCAGAGAUACAGGAAAUUCAACAGUUGGAUGAUGGUUCAUCAUGUGUUUUCUCUCGUGGUCAGCAGCGAUUUCGUCUUGUACGUCAUUGGUUGGAUGUCGAUGGAAUACCAUGGGGUGAAGUCCAAAUUAUUAAAGAAGAUACACCUCAAAGAACUCCAAGAGAUGCUUUUGGACAGUUAGCUGCAAGUAAUAGUUUCAGGCAAUGUGCUUCAUCAAUGCCUAGUGUAUAUGUGUCUGGUUCUAAACAACUUGAUCUUGUGGAUUCUGAAGUAGAUGGGGAAUCUCUAUCACCCACUAGCACUUCAAGUGAUCACUCAGUAACAGAUAAAAGAGUAUACCUUUCUGGCUUGGUAGCAUGUGGUAGUUUGGAUGAAUCCUCAAAUGAAGAUGAAGAUCCCAUACAUGAACAGUCUUGUUGGUGCCAUGAUUCUGUUAAAGAAAUUGAUGGGUGCGGUCAGCAAGAUAAGCAUACAAACACGGGAGAUUGGGAUGAUCUUUGCUUAACAUCCUUUUUGGGAGUAAGAAAGAAGAAUACCGAACAACAGAGACACUACUGGGGUGGUUAUAACACAAAGAUGGCAUCACAGGCUCCAUUGUCAUUUUGGCCUCGCUGGACUUAUGAAAUGUAUGAUUCGUAUUCACUUGCUAGGAGAGCUGCAGAUUUGUGGAGACAAGUAAUUGUAAACCCAAGCAUGGAUGAUCAUGUGAGAAAGCCGAAUCAUUUGUCUUUUUACAUUGGAAACAAUCUUCCCAUCUCAUUAUCUCUGAGGCAAGAAUUACUUGAGAUCGAUGGAAUCUCAUAUCGACUACAGCGGGAGAUUCAGCUACUCAAAGCUUUCAAUAUCAUACAAUGUAGAAACUGUCUGACUUCUAUUGCAAGACGAAGUGACAUGGUGAUGAUAUCCAGUGUCGACGCUAUUGGUUCUUACAGUUCUGUGAAAGAGAUGAUUACAGUACACACUGUCACUAGCCUUGCACUGCGUGGUGAUCCAUCCAAAGUUCACAGCUGGUUUCCAGGAUAUACAUGGACGAUUGCACUGUGUGCUGCCUGCGAGUCCAACAUAGGCUGGCUGUUCAGAGCUGACGAGAAGAACUUGCAUCCAAAAUCUUUCUGGGGGAUACGCAACUCGCAAAUUUCUGACAAUACGCAGUCAGGACAGGUCUGAUCAGAUCAUCCAUGUAUGACUUUCGUGACAGUGGAUUGCAGCAACCCAUGUACUUCUGCCCUCUCUUCAUUGCAAGGUGCAAUUUGCCUGCUUUUACCUCCUAUAAAUACUAAAUACCAAGGGAAGAGUUUUCAGCAAAAGAAAGUUGGAUCGCAAAAGGGAAGAGUUGUAAAGAAACCAUGUUACUUGUGAGCGUGCAUAUUUCACAGUGCUGUACAUAUUUAUUGGGUUGUGGUUUGACGGCGCUCAGAGUUUGGCGUUUGUGGCAGCAGCUAGUUUUGUUAUACUUGUGGCGAAAUUUUGGCAAUAGCAAAAGGGAUCCGGUCAUCCAGAAGGUAGUUUUGUUGUACUUGUUGCUGGCAUCAUUGUCAUCCAUGCUUGUAUCGAAGGGUUGAAAAGAGUGAAGAAGUGACCCGAACAAUGUCCAGCA